AUGUUGUUGGACACAUACCUACCUCAGUACGAGCUGUCGCUCUUCCAGCGCCUCCUGCUUAUUUGGCUGUUCAUCGCCACUGGGCUGGUUCUCGCGCUACAGGCAUCGCAAUCGGUGGCUGAUCCGCGACCGAGAUGGACUUUGUUGAAUAAGGAACAAAAGCCCUACUGGUACACCUUCUACGUCUUCGCGGCUUUCAUGCUGUUACAGGUCACGUACCGCCCCCUGCUUUGGAAUAUGGAGGGCAUGCUGGGUGGUUACGAGGUUGCGAUCCUGGACGGACUUUGGAUUGGACUUUUGGGGUUAGAGGCAGUUAUGAUUGUUUCUGUGCUGGUACUCGGGAUUGUCAGGACCGCGAAGCCGGCGCAAAAGAUAAAGGAGUCGUAG
Pseudomassariella vexata is the source of this 387-nucleotide messenger RNA. RefSeq lists its product as uncharacterized. The transcript has 2 exons. The record is from RefSeq and is a predicted model, not a curated record. The coding region runs from base 1 to 387 and encodes 128 amino acids. NCBI's taxonomy places the organism in Eukaryota, Fungi, Ascomycota, Sordariomycetes, Amphisphaeriales, Pseudomassariaceae.